UCCUUUAGGGCACCAGCCUCCUAAAGGCAUUUCUCAGUCUCCUACUUACACAUGGCCUCAGUCAAGCCUGUGGCCUGAGUCAGGACGCAGAGGAACUCCGUGGCCCAACUCUAAUGUCUGGAGGGCUUCGAGUUGGGUAAGGUUUUAAUAACCAUGAUGCCCCUACCUUGUCACAGCAGUCUUCCCCCACACCCUAGUGACUGCCAGGGGACCUUCAGCCUGCCCCGAGACUGUGCUUGGGGAGCACAUAGGCCCAAGAGGGAUCUCAGGCUAGGGCUUGCGGUAGCAAGCAAAAAAUCCAGGCUUCCCACGGUCCUGCAAGUACAGAAGUAGCGGCGCGUGCGUGGAGCGGCGGGCUGGCCUGCAAGAGGAGUUGGCCGCCGGGCGCUCCGCCCUCGGCCCGCCCCCGCCGCGGCCCCGCCGCCAAGUCCACCUUAAGGGGCGCGCUGACAUCAGCGCGCCGCCGCCGCCCGUAGGGUGGGAUUUCCUCCGCUGCCGCUGCGGCGGAUCCUGCGCCGCGUCCAGCCCGCGCGCCCGACCCCGGCCCGACCCGGCCGGCCCCGCCCGCCCGGCCCCGGGGAGGGAUGCGGCGGCGCGGCGCCCAGGAUGCCCCGCAGCCCCGGGACGCGCCUCAAACCCGCCAAGUACAUCCCGGUGGCCACGGCCGCUGCGCUGUUGGUUGGCUCCAGCACCCUGUUCUUCGUAUUCACGUGCCCAUGGUUGACAAGAGCGGUGUCUCCAGCUAUUCCUGUCUACAAUGGCAUCCUCUUCCUCUUUGUCCUGGCCAACUUCAGUAUGGCCACCUUCAUGGACCCAGGAGUCUUCCCCCGAGCGGACGAGGACGAGGACAAGGAGGAUGACUUCCGGGCCCCACUGUACAAGAACGUGGAUGUGCGGGGCAUCCAGGUCCGCAUGAAGUGGUGUGCCACAUGCCACUUCUACCGUCCACCCCGCUGCUCACACUGCAGUGUCUGUGACAACUGUGUGGAGGACUUUGACCACCACUGCCCCUGGGUCAACAACUGCAUUGGACGUCGCAACUACCGCUACUUCUUCCUGUUCCUGCUGUCACUCAGUGCACACAUGGUGGGUGUGGUGGCCUUCGGCCUGGUCUACGUGCUCAACCAUUCAGAGGGGCUGGGAGCUGCCCACACCACCAUCACCAUGGCUGUCAUGUGUGUGGCUGGCCUUUUCUUCAUUCCUGUCAUCGGCCUCACUGGCUUCCACGUGGUACUGGUCACGCGGGGCCGCACCACCAAUGAGCAGGUGACUGGGAAGUUCCGCGGGGGUGUGAAUCCCUUCACCCGAGGCUGCUAUGGGAACGUGGAGCACGUGUUAUGCAGUCCCCUGGCGCCCCGGUAUGUGGUGGAGUCCCCUAGGAUGCCGCUCUCAGUGAGCCUAAAGCCACCCUUCCUGAGGCCUGAGCUCCUGGAUCGAGCUGUGCCCCUCAAGGUCAAACUUAGCGACAAUGGGCUGAAAUCUGGCCGCAGCAAGUCCAAGGGCAGUCUAGACCAGCUGGAUGAGAAGCCCCUGGACCUUGGACCUCCACUGCCCCCCAAGAUAGAAGCUGGCACCUUUGGAAGAGAUCUGAAGACCCCAAGACCUGGCAGUGCUGAGAGUGCCCUAUCAGUACAGAGGACCAGCCCCCCAACACCUGCCAUGUAUAAGUUCCGGCCAGCUUUCUCCACUGGUCCCAAGACACCCUUUUGUGGACCCAGUGAGCAGGUCUCAGGCCCUGACUCCCUCACUCUGGCAGAUGACAGCACCCACAGUCUAGACUUUGUGUCCGAGCCCAGCCUGGAUCUCCCAGACCAUGGGCCUGGUGGUCUGCACCCUACCUAUCCCCCUUCCCCACCCCUCAAUGCCACGGAUGCCUUCUCAGGUGCCUUACGCUCCCUGAGUCUCAAGGCUGCCAGCCGGCGGGGUGGGGACCACAUGACCCUACAGCCACUGCAUUCUGAAGGUGGGCCCCCCACACCUCACCGUGGUCUCUUUGCCCCUCAUGCACUGCCCAACCGAAAUGGCAGCCUGUCCUAUGACAGCCUCCUUAACCCUGGCUCACCCGGUGGCCACGCAUGCCCCACACACCCUUCUGUUGGCAUGGCCAGCUACCAUUCACCCUACCUGCACCCUGGGCCAUCAGAUCCACCACGGCCCCCACCCCGCAGCUUCAGCCCUGUGCUGGGUCCCCGGCCUAGGGAACCCUCUCCUGUGCGCUAUGACAACCUGUCUCGGACCAUCAUGGCCUCUAUCCAGGAGCGCAAGGACAGGGAAGAGCGUGAACGGCUGCUGCGCUCCCAGACUGACUCACUCUUUGGCGACUCUGGUGUCUAUGACACACCCAGCUCCUACAGCCUGCAACAGGCCAGUGUGUUAUCGGAAGGUCCCUGUGGCUCUGUGCUGCGCUAUGGCUCCAGGGAUGACCUCGUGGCUGGUCCUGGCUUCGGUGGUGCCCGCAAUCCUGCCCUGCAGACGUCAUUGUCCUCACUAUCAAGCUCCAUGAGUCGGGCACCUCGGACAUCUUCUUCCUCCCUGCAGGCUGACCAAGCCAACAACAAUGCCCCAGGACCCCGGCCUGGCAGUGGUUCACACAGGUCACCUGCCCGGCAGGGCCUGCCUUCCCCACCAGGCACUCCCCGAUCUCCUUCUUACACGGGCUCCAAGGCUGUCGCCUUCAUCCAUACGGACCUCCCGGACCGGCCACCCUCACUGGCUAUGCAGAGGGAUCACCCUCAGCUGAAGACCCCCCCAAGUAAGCUUAACGGGCAGUCCCCGGGCAUGGCCCGUCUGGGGCCUGCUGCCAGCCCCAUGGGGCCCAACGCCAGCCCUGCCCGGCACACGCUGGUUAAGAAGGUGUCCGGCGUGGGUGGGACUACGUACGAAAUCUCGGUGUAAGAACUGAGCACCACUCAUCUGCUGUGAUUCCACGGGGACCAGGAUCCCCACAGUAGCUCCCCCACCCCCAUCAACUUCUCUGCCCCAGGGAGAGGAGGCUACCCAAGCCUGGUGUGGACACAUCAACAGGAAAGAAAGCCCUGCCUCCACAAGCUUGUGCUCCGGCCUCUGCCUAUUCGUCAACUUAUCUACUCAUGGGGCAGAUGGAUCCAAGGCUGUGGGCUGUGAUGGGGACCUGGACCGCCUCCUCCAUCAGCCAGUCUCAGCCCUGCACCCUAUUGCCCUCAUUUCCCAAGGCCAGUCCCCAGCAGUCCCACGGGCCCACUCUCUCCUUUCUGGAUGGGUUGCUCUAGCCCUGUGCUCCCAGCUGCUCCUAAUACAUGGCCUUUCACUGACCUAGCUGGUAGCUUGCUGCUUGGCAAGGCCUAUGCUUUGCAAGGAGUGUAACCCUGACCUGCUCUGGGUUGGGAUGGAUGGAUGGACAGAUAAUCCAGCUGUAGCAGGGUCCUAGCUCCCUGUGUUCUGUCUUGCCUGGCUGGUGGUCCAUGUCUGUAUGCUGUGCUGCCGUGCCUCGUCCGAUGUCCUAGCGCUCGGCUGCCACUGUUCUUUCAUCAAAGCCUUAACUUCUGCUUUAUGCUCUUGUGGGAGGUGAUGGGAGGAUGGUAGGCCAGAGCGGGGGGCAGGGGGGCAGAUGCUGCCCCAGGGACUGGUGGGGCCUGGAGCCCCUCACUCACUCUCAGGCCUACCCUGCCAAACUGGAGAGUCCUCACCCAAAGCAUACAGAGUUCCCAGCAUUGGCUUGGCCAGUGCCACUGGAAAGCAUAUCAGGGCGGGUCAGUUCUCCCCCUGGCACCAGGGACCCGAGUAAGCACAUGGCAGUGUCCGCUUGCAUUGUCUGUUUUACGUUUUUAUAUUUACAUCUAUAUAUCUAUAAUUUUAUUAAAAAAAGGAAAAAUCAUUUUGAUCCUUUCCUUGGGCAAAGGCUACGGCUGUGGAUGCAGGGGAGGGUGUCAGGAAAGGGGUGCCAGCUGGCACGGGACGGCACAUUCCUCUUGUACGUUUCUGAUGACGUGCCAAGUCAGGCCAGUUGGUAAUUGGCCUUCGGCUGGCGAGUCUGUGUCAUGUCGGACAGCAGGGUUUGUGGUGACAGGCUAGGACCACAGCUGCCUCCUGGGACUCCGAGGCAGGUGCAUUGGAGGGUGCACAUGGGGCCAACACCUGGCUGAGAGCCCUACAGAAGUUACUGUACUUUCUAGAAAUCACUCUUCUGUGCUAUAUGCCAAGGGAGGGAUUACAGAGUGCCAGGAAGCCACAUUUUCCUGAGCUAGGGCUCAGAGCAGGGCUGGAGAGGGCUGGGCUAGGUCCAGUAUCUUGGGGAGGUGUCCAGAGCCUAGGGCCCCAUAGCUGUACCCCAGCUGACCUCCACCUUUCUGCUUCUCUCUCAUGGACAUCGGCCCGCAGGGGGCGAAUUGGCACCUGUAGUCGUGGAUGGGGGUGGCGUGGCCCUCCUAGGGGGACUCCUGGCCUGCACCUGUGCCACCUCGGCCAUCCCGAGGAUCACCCGCCGCUGCGGGCCCCCUGGAGCGUGGCCGCUGGGGCGCCCCCCCCGUGGGACCAUUUGUCGGCUACACUCCGCUGCAUCCAGCCUUUUCCCCAGCCUCUCAGGUCCCUAGCAGGACACCAGUAGGUGGCUCUAGGGCCAUGAACAACCUGCUGGAGAUGCAGAAGACCAGGCUGCUGUAGAGCUCAUAGUGGGGCUGGAUGUGGCCCAGGAUCCCUGUCCAUUCCCUAUCAACCAGCCACAUCUGACUGAUCAGUCUACCAGGGCCCAUGCCCCUGUGUCCAGGUGACCUCAGGAAGUCCCCCCAUCUGCUGCAGGGGUCCAGUGCCCCACUGGGGGUGGCCCCAGAGCUACUGGGAACCAGCAUGACGUUCACCCCAGCCUCCCUAUCCCUUCCAAGCACUUUAAGCCACUCCUCUGGGGAGCCCAGGCCUCUGUGGGUUGGGCUGGGGUGGGGGUCUCAGGUCAUUGCAGGCUACUGCACCCCUCCACUCCACCCCAAGCACACGAACAGAUGCCUUAAAGUCCUGGAGCUGUCAGCCAGCCUGAUGGGCCACAGACUUGGCCCAUCCACCUCUGCCUCUUGCCUGUUCUGACCCCCCCUGGGCCUUCUGUAUUCAGGGGUGAUGCUCUGGGAACACCCCAGCCCACAGGCCUGGAUGCCUCUAGAAGGGCAGAACCGAACCCUGACAACCCCCCCUUUUGCACAGGGGCCCUGUCCUGGGUGCACUCUGGGCAGCAGCUCUGUCUCCCAUUUGGGGACACAGAGUCCACAAAACUCUUCUGUUCUACAAGAUUUUCUCCCUCAACUACCCUAAUAAAUUUUUUUGUGUUUACCUCC
Messenger RNA from Onychomys torridus (southern grasshopper mouse), 5297 nucleotides. It is a transcript of the gene Zdhhc8, whose product is annotated as zinc finger DHHC-type palmitoyltransferase 8. The coding region runs from base 607 to 2895 and encodes 762 amino acids. Gene Ontology annotation, biological process: protein palmitoylation. Gene Ontology annotation, molecular function: palmitoyltransferase activity. The record is from RefSeq and is a predicted model, not a curated record. Lineage: Eukaryota; Metazoa; Chordata; Mammalia; Rodentia; Cricetidae. The transcript is spliced from 11 exons.